UCUGCCAGUGCGGCUGGAUCCGCGGAAGUACUCGCGCGGGACAUUGAUCUGAUUCCGAGAGACUUGGACGGUUGUCGUUUAUCAGCAACGGUCCCGCCAGGAACGGAGCUCAGUCAACGUGCGGCCGUGAUCGCGGACGGAAGCUAGUACAGCGGUUGUUGUUGUUGUUGUGGGCCGGAAGCGCGAUAGUAAGAUUAAAUCGUGUACCAACGGAAAGUUCUCACCGUUUGCAUAGGGAGAAUUGUGUUAAAUUGGUUGUAAUAUUGGGAAUUGUGCUGGUCAGUUUGCAGUCCUCAGCGAAACGAAGUGAAUUUCGAGCAACCAGCAUACAAUGUAGACUCAUUUCCUCCCAAAAGUUGCGCCGCGUCCGGAGUGUCGUCAGAUGAUUCCCGACUAGUGUUAGCAACAUUUAGCCAAUAGAGGCAUACGAGAUAAACCCACCGCACCGGAAGCCGAAUUUACCGCGAGAAGCUGAUCGUCAACCGUGAGGAAGCAGCAAGGGUUCGAAUACGGCUUUGAGCAAGCAAAAAAUAGAAUUUAUUUUAGCCAAAGAAAGCUCGACUUGGUCUUCAGGCAGCAGGAGGAGGCAGCAGUGUGGCGGCAAGAUGAGCGAACGGUCCUCUGUUAGCAGUGGCAGUUUUAUGCUAAUAGCAUCAAUUGUGAUAUUAUCAGUAAUUACUAGUACCAGAUGUCAAGAUUUCGGAUAUGAUGGCGCAAAAGGUCCAUCUCACUGGGGCGAACAGUACAACAGUUGUACCGGCAAGCAUCAGAGUCCGAUCAACAUCAAUUCACUGGAGGUGAAAAAGGUCAAUCUGCCGCCGCUGGUGAUGAAUGAGUUUGAUACUCCCCCGGCGCAAACCAACCUGACUAAUAAUGGACACACGGUGGCAGUUACGAUGAGUGCCGAUCACACGCCAUCCAUCGCCGGUGGACCUCUGAAGGGAGAGUAUCGGUACUCUCAGCUUCACUUCCACUGGGGUGACAAUGACACGGUUGGCAGCGAAGAUAUGAUUGACAAUCAUAUCUUUCCCAUGGAGCUGCACGUGGUAUUUUUCAAGCAGCAGUACAAGAACGCUAAACAGGCUAUGAAACACUCGGACGGUCUGACGGUGCUUGCGUUCUUCUACGAGAUCUCCCCGGAGGACAAUCCGAACUACGAAGAAUUUGUCCAUCUGCUGGGCAACGUUACUAGUUCGCACAAAACGGCUUUUUUCAUAAAUCCUCCCUCGCUGAGAGAUUUGAUAGCGCGCGAUUUGCUGCAUUACUACACCUACGACGGCUCACUGACGACGCCACCGUGCAGCGAGGUUGUCACGUGGAUCGACUUCAAGGAGCCGAUUUUGCUGUCCCACGCACAGAUUGAGGCAUUUCGGGCGCUAGAGGACGACGAAGGACACCCACUGACCCAUAAUUUCCGUCCGAUUCAACCGCUGGGCGAUCGCGUGGUAAUGUUCAACACGGACGAGAUCGUGAAGGACGUUGAUCUGGGGGGCGAGGGUGAAAUGCCGCCUGACGAAGAGCUGGAGCAGAAGCUAGAUGGCAGUGAAAAACAUGACGAGUCCCAGAAGUCCCCUCGCGGAGGCAGAAAAGGACACCCGGACAGUGGGACCGGGACCAUCGUGGCCAGCUGGACGGUGCUGCUACUGCUGGCGUUGGGAAGCGUUUUAGUUGAUUAAAAAUAAACAAACUCCUCGCUUCUGUAUUGAAUUAACUGUAAAUAGCUCUAGUAGAUAAUUUAGAAGUGAUGCUAAAUGUUGAUAUUUGAUAGUGGUUGAAAUCCUCUGAAUCGAAUUUACUAGGAAGAAAAAACAAAGCCUGAUAAUGGUGCAGUAUUUGAGGACUCUAAUUGGAUUAUAAUUAUCUCCAUAAAUGUUAUAAGUUCGUUCAAAUUAUUGCGUAUGAAAAGCAUUAAAUUGUCAGUCUGAGCACGCUGUUGAACCGGAUACAGUUAAAAAUAUGAGCUAUGAUGGCCAACCAAAUAUAUCGUUAUGAAAAUAACUAUCACAUUGAAAUCCAUAUGAGAUUUUAAUAGGGAA
Molecule: messenger RNA, 2036 nt
Organism: Wyeomyia smithii (pitcher-plant mosquito)
Lineage: Eukaryota; Metazoa; Arthropoda; Insecta; Diptera; Culicidae
Gene: CAH2
Product: carbonic anhydrase 7
Exons: 7
Coding region: 606-1676 (356 amino acids)
Cellular component (GO): cytoplasm
Molecular function (GO): carbonate dehydratase activity; zinc ion binding
Source: RefSeq, a predicted model, not a curated record